AUGUCUUUAGAUGCUCGAGACUCCCGUGUUGGUCUUCAUAGUGUAGUACCUGGAGGCGAAUCUCAAUCUAUUAUUCGGAUAGACGAUGUUACUCAUGGUCAAUUAUAUUCAGGCAGCACUCUCCUUAGAGCUUCUCUUAUGGCUGACGAAGCGCCAGUACGCGCAAUUGUAGCGCGUGAGCGUUGCUGGCGAACUCGUGUCUCGGUUUUACAGAGUCAAGGAAAAACAUUCUACGAAAACAUUGUUUUGGGAAUUCUUCGAAAUGUAAUCUUGAAAGAAGAUGCUCAUAAUGCUCCAGAUCCUAAAGCAGCUGGCAGAUUAGGUUAUACGGCUGCUAACAAUCAAUCGACACUUUUCCCCCAACCACUGGCUGUCGGAACUUACUAUUCAAAACCUAACGGUGCAAAUACUGGGUCAGCUAUGGCGCUCAGUACAGGGCAGCCUAUGUCUGUUUCUAACUCCAAUGCGCCGCAUCAUUCACAGAUGCAUUAUUCAAGAUACGAUCAAGAGCGUUUUACAGGUGGACGUGAAGAAACUGCCGGCUUUCGCAUCGAUACUAUGAGUUCUUAUCACGGAAAGGCCUUGGUGUCAAUGGUUGCCGGUAGUGCAGACAAGCCAAAUUCAGAUAAUUUUGCUGGGAGUUCAACUCCUCUCCGUACGCCAGCGACUACUUCUAGGUCAAUGGGAAACGAAACUCCGACUAUUCCUUAUGAACCUCAAUCUCUCAGAGACCCUCGAGCUACUACCUCAGGGAUUCCUUCAACCCCCAGUGCUACUCCUGAUGCAUAUCGUGGUUUACGCUCUACUGCUGAUGCCCGCCUUUCUGCUCGAAAUAAAAUUAGAUCAUCUCGUAUUCCAAUUAUUAUAAUUCCUGCAGCACCAACUAGUCUAAUUACUAUGUACAACGCCAGAGAUAUCUUGCAAGAUUUACGUUUCGUUAAAUCUCAGGAAAAACAAGCUUCAGGUAUGCGUCGUGAAAAUGAAAUUCUGAUUCAACGUCAGAAAUCUGAUGGUCGAACUGUACCGUAUCGUGUGGUGGACCAACCAAAUAAAUUAUUAUUAGAUGAAUGGAAUCGUGUUGUGGCCGUUUUUGUCCAAGGUCAAGCAUGGCAAUUUAAAGGUUGGCCAAUCAGCUCUGAUCCAGCUGUAAUUUUCUCCCAAAUUAAAGGUUUUCAUUUGAAAUAUACCAAUAUGCCUCUGGAUCCAAAUGUAGCCAAAUGGAAUGUACGUGUCAUCGAUCUAGAUCAACGACGUCAUCUAGACAAGGCUAAUUUUCAACAAAUCUGGGAACAACUAGAUAAACAUAUAGCUAGAAAUAAGCCAUUUCUACGUUCUUAG
Messenger RNA from Trichobilharzia regenti, 1338 nucleotides. The record is from the annotation of a GenBank genome assembly. Lineage: Eukaryota; Metazoa; Platyhelminthes; Trematoda; Strigeidida; Schistosomatidae.